CUCCUACAAUCCACUUCACCCCAUUCAUGCGUCACCUUCUCUGGCCGCUACUCCUUUUUGUGCAUACACGCCAUGUUGCAGCCGCGGUCCGGAGAGGCGGUCACUGCUUCGAUGCCUGCGAUCUCACGCUAACGUAUCUCGACUUCAACGACACGGAUCGUGCCCUGUCGAAGAAGAGUCGGACUUGUCAAAGUGCGCUCCAUGCGACGUCUUUGUAUUUGUGCAUCGACGAGCACUGCGUAGAGGAUGGGAGGGAAGAAUGGUUAGAUGGGGUCAAUGGAACCUGCCAAAAUGCGGCAGGCAUAUCAAUACCACCAUGGACCAUUAUUGACACCUUUACUCCUGAAGAUAGAGCACAUGUAAGAAGGUUGAAAGCGGAAGAGGGCAUGUGGUAUUCUAGAGGUCCUCCUUUGAACGAAGUUGUGUUACCAGAUGAUGAUUUUUUCGACCGAGCUUUCAAGACUUUGGAAUUUGCGUUUUUUGAGAUAGAUACUCACUGGUUAUAUGGAAUUGCUAUGUACUACUUUUGGGCUGCAGUAAUCACCAUCGGAAUUUGCUGGCGUCUGGCCUUCCUGAUUCAGGAGAUUCGACAUCGGAACUUUCAACGUAUUCCAGGCGACGACCUCGAGUUGGAAGACGUCAAUGGGCGCAAAGGCGCCCAGGUCACACUAAGAGCAUAUGGCCUACUAAAGCGCUACAUCCUCGUCCCAGCUACAUUCGGAUACCGCUGCGCGCAGAACAUAGGCUGGUGCACUAUUCCGCCCCGAGUACAAAGUCUCACCAUCUUCGCCUUUGUAAUCCUCAACCUCAUCCUAUGUUGCAUCAGCUAUCCAGUCUUCGCUGGUAAUCUCUAUUGGCCGUUGGUAUCCACGCAGCUGUGGCGCUACGUCUCUGACCGUACCGGAGUGAUUGCACUUGCAAAUUUCCCUCUAAUUUGGCUGUUUGGAACGAGAAACAAUGUCUUGAUGUGGCUUACCGGAUGGGGAUUUGGAACGUACAACAGCUUUCACAGAUGGGUGGCUCGGGUGGCUACGGUGCAAGCGGUUGUACAUUCUGUUGGGUACACUGAAAUGGUGUUUGAGCGCGGGAAUUGGUCUCUAUUCAUGAAAUACUUGCGCAAACACUACUUCUGGAACGGCGAAAUCGCAACCGUCCUCAUGUGCGCAAUCUGCGCAUGUUCGGUUUACGGUCUUCGACGCUGCCAUUACGAAAUCUUUCUGGUCACCCACAUCUUCCUCUCCAUCAUUGUGCUCUUAACAACGUUCUAUCACGUCGAGAUUUUCAACGGCGAAUGGAACAUCUUCAUCUGGCCCUGCCUUGCGAUCUGGAUCCUGGACCGCGCCCUCCGCCUCCUCCGCAUUCUGGCCUUCAACAGGAUAAUUUGGAACACCUAUGCAACAGCUACAUACGACUCAACCUCUAACAUCGUCCGAUUGAAGGUACCAUGCGAGCAGAAUCUCGUGCGACCACAACCGGGAGCUUACUACUACAUAUACGUUCUCAAUGACCUGCUAUUUGCGCAUCAGAACCAUCCAUUUACACUGGCAUACAUGUCCUCGAACGAUGGCGCCGAUUCAACCGAUGGGAUUCAUAUCUCCCGCCACUGCAGAGCCGAUUCCACGACAUCGUCAGUAUCUUCCGAAUCUUCCUCCCUCCUGCGCCCCACGAGUCCCCGGUCACCAACACUAACCUUCCUCAUCCGUCCCUACGACGGACUGACCUCCCGCCUGCGCCGCAUUUGCACAAGCGCUUCCAGAACUUCCGUCCGCGUCCUCGUCGAAGGACCUUACGGUGCACAGCAACCGCUUCACACCUUCCCCUCUGUGCUGUUUAUAGCCGGGGGGACGGGCAUCGCGGUCGCGCUGUCGUAUCUUCCUUCCCUGUUACGUGAAGAUGGGGAAAGCGAGGUGGUGGACGUACAUCUUGUAUGGGCGGUUAGGGAACAAGCACUUUGGAAACAGGUGCUUCAGACGGAUAUCCCGAGCAUGGUGCUGAGGGAUGAUAGGUUCAGGGUUACUGUGCAUGUGACGAAGGAUGUGGAUGACGGAGGGAAAGACGCUGAUGAUGCUAUCGACAGUUCUCACAUUGCUGAUCGGAGAUAUGACCAGGAAGUCAUAGGGCAUGUUGAGGCCAAAGGUGGGAGACCGAACGUCAGCGCCGCAGUCGAAGAUGCCGCGCAAGAGGUAGGUAGGGCAGGGAGAUUAGCGGUUGUGGCAUGUGGGCCGGCGCAGAUGGCGGAUGAAGCGCGGAGAGCGUGUGUUGGAGUGUUGGGAGCAGGAUAUACCGGGGUGGAGUACUUUGAGGAGAGUUUCAAGUGGUAGAGGGAUUAUACAUGGAGAUAACGAGUACUAUGAUGCUGCAGUUUGUACACCUGUCCAUGUUACUUGAGAACAAUGAUGCGCGAUUAGUGUUUUGCAUAUCUUGGUAGAAGCAUUUUCCAC
Molecule: messenger RNA, 2441 nt
Organism: Westerdykella ornata
Lineage: Eukaryota; Fungi; Ascomycota; Dothideomycetes; Pleosporales; Sporormiaceae
Exons: 6
Coding region: 27-2321 (764 amino acids)
Biological process (GO): intracellular iron ion homeostasis; copper ion import; iron ion transport
Cellular component (GO): plasma membrane
Molecular function (GO): ferric-chelate reductase activity
Source: RefSeq, a predicted model, not a curated record